GCUGGAUCUCAGUCUGAGCGCAGCCGCUGAAGCUCUUGAAUCUGUCACAUGGGGCCGAGGAGGAGAAGAAGCUCGCUUCCUGAAAUGAUCCUCGUCCCCGACUGGACGCUUUCUCAUUUUUCUGUUUAUUCCUCUGCCACAACCUCGCGUCGCGGUUGAUCUUCUUUCGUUUUCAUUUCGCCCGAGCGUCGCUGCCGAUGAUGAUCAGCAAAGUUAAAAACGCCAUGUCCAGUCUGGUGGGGGGGAUGAUGCCGCACGGACACCACAACCAGCACCAGCACCACAACCAUCACCCGGGCGGCGGCGGCCAGAGCUGCGGGGCGGACAGCCUGCCGCCGCGCUUCCCCUACGGCCGGCCGGAUUUCCUGGAGCUCACCCCGGAGCUCCUGCAGUACUCCACGGAGCACGCGUCACGGCCGGUGCUGACGCUGAAGAGGGGCAGCAGGCUUCCCUGGAGGACGGGAUACGCAGAGGUGAUCAACGCCGGGAAGAGCAUGCUGAACGAGGACCAGGCGUCCUGCGAGAAGCUGUUCGUGAGGAAGCCGAGCGGCAAACACAGGAACUCCACUCUGCUGGAGGAUAACGGGGAUGGCACAGGGAUUCCUCUCCACUUCUGGGGUGUGUUUGACGGACACGCGGGGUCCGGGGCCGCCAUCAUGGCCUCCAAACUUCUUCACCGCCUCAUCCGAGACCGCCUGGGAGAAGUCUGCCACCUGCUGGAGAAUCCCACCACCGCACCUCCCAUCUGCCUGGCCAAGAACGGCAGUCCGUACCAGGUGGACACGAAGAAAGGGGCUGCCCAGGAGUCAGAGGACCCCGAUGCCAUCAGCGACGCGGCGGUGCGCUUCCACAUGGAGAAGGUGGUUAGUUUGGAGAGUCUGGUGAUGGGAGUCAUAGAGACGGCCUUCAAACAGAUGGACGACCUGAUCGAGAAGGAAAAAGCAUCGUAUGCCAUCUCUGGUGGGUGCUGUGCCUUAGCUGCCCUUGAUUUAAUGGGGAAACUCUAUGUGGCCAAUGCUGGAGACAGCAGGGCCAUAAUCAUACGGAACAAUGAAGUUAUUCCCAUGACCAACGAGUUCACACCUGAGUCGGAGAGGCAGCGGCUGCAGUAUCUGGGCUUCCUGAGGCCGGAGCUUCUGGGUAAUGAGUUCACUCACAUUGAGUUCCCUCGGAGGAUCCAGCACAGUGAGCUGGGGAAGAAGAUGCUCUACAGAGACCACACCAUGACCGGCUGGGCUUACAAGUCAAUCGUUGAAGAUGAUCUGAAAUUCCCCCUGAUAUAUGGGGAGGGGAAAAAGGCUCGUGUCAUGGCCACAAUCGGCGUGACCCGCGGGCUGGGAGACCAUGAACUGAAGGUGUACAACUCCAACAUCUACAUCAAGCCCUUCCUCUCAUGUGUUCCUGAGGUGAAAGUUUAUAACAUGGACGAAAACAAGCACGGCCCAGACGACGUCUUGGUCAUGGGCACAGAUGGAUUGUGGGACGUAACCACGGACAGGGAAGUGGCAGAUGCUGUGUCAGCCUACUUAUCCGGCAGUGACCCCUCUGAUCCCAUGAGGUACACCCUGGCGGCCCAGGACCUGCUGAUGAGGUCUCGAGGAGUGCUGAAAGAGCGCGGCUGGAGGCUCCCCAAUGAAAGGCUGGGCUCAGGUGAUGACAUAACCGUGUUUGUCAUCCCGCUGGCGGGGUGCGAGUCAGAGACAUGACGUGAUGUCGCAGUGGCCCGCUAAGACAGCGCUGACUCGUCAGGGUCGCUCCAACCGUCCCUCCAAGCUCCCUUAACCCCCGGACCGAAGGGGCGUCGGGAGAUAAAAACACCUUUGCUGUGCUGACCUAUUUCGUCAUAUGACACUUUUCAUUGAACCGCUGACCCUGUGUCAACCCACAUAUGACUCAUAAAACAUAACUGAACCCUUACUAUAGCGACGACUCUGGUCUGAGCCGCAUCGACCUCUAGAUCCCGUCCCAGCCGCUUUACGUCAGCCCAAACCCGGGAUCCCAUCUCUUUCGAUCACCGUCAUGUAACAGAAGAUUCUCAGCGACGUUAUGAAGAGAAGUCAAAAUCCGCCUCCUUGACCUGCUGUUUGUAACAGUUGCCAGUGAGAAUUAAAAACCCUCGUAGUAUUUUUGUUUCCUGCUCAUGUUUGAGGCCGGACCGCUUCUCAAACCUUUGAACUGAUUCUUCAUUUUCAGGUCAUGGCCUAAAUGUGACUCUGUUUUUAAAAAAAAAAAUUUACAAUCUUACUUGGAAUGCAGGAGGGAAUGUGAGGAAACCAAAGAGAUGCCGCUAAGGCAUAAGGAUGGAAAUCUGUACAAAUAAAAAGAAAAAGGAUAAACAACAAAACAAAAAUAAUAGAUUCAUGUCUGUACAUUAAAGAAGCAUGGAGGUCGUUAAAAAACAGAGGAAUGGACCUUUACAGCACAGAACCUGAACAGAAUCAGUCUCUGUGUCUCCUCUGCGUCAGUAUUGAUGAGGCACUUGAAGACUUGUUGCACACUCUGUGGUAGCCCGUUGAUUUGUGAUAUCUUUCUACUGAAUGUGCUCAAAGAUGAUUCGUUUUAUUUUUCUCAUCGCCGUGAAGAGAACAGAGGGUCUCACUUGAGUUCAGAUUACAAAUUUAAACCAUAUUUUCUUACAUUUUUCUUUGUUUUAUUUGUUUAACCCAUAAACUGUAUUUAAAGAUGGACGAUGCUUCUCCGCCACUUCUCGUUGUACGAAAAUUAAGCUAAAAUAUGCCGGAUACACGUGCAGCCAUCUUGAGAUUUUGAUGUAAUUUGGAAAAAGAGUCUGCGCGGAUCGCGGAGUCGAGCCACUGUAUCCAGAUACACGUGCUCGGCCAAUAGCGAGUCAGUCUCAGUGAUGUUAGCGCACCAAAUAAAAACAGAUUUACCAAAAAUGUCUCUUGAACGUAGCUCAAUGUGAUAAGAACUACCUUAAAUUACAGAAACGAUCGUUGGGUAAAAUGUAUUAACGUGUAUUCUGUUUAGUUUGGUUCAUGCCCAUUGUGGAAAGGGAGUUUCUGACCUAUACUGCAGCCGUCCAACAGGAGGCGAUCAAGAGGAUUUGGCUUCUCUUUUGGGAAUCUGUCAUGUCCAUCUUUAUAUAAAGUGUAUGAUUUAAUAUAAUUUCAGUUUAGGGAGAACUUGUGUACUACCUACACGAGGUAGUCCAGAAUGAAUGGGAGCUAAUGGAGCUGUGAUCCUGAAACAAAUCAUUUAAAUUUCUCUGUUUUUGAUAUUAGGGGUAGAAACAGUAGAUAUUGUUCCAUUAGUUUCACCAGAUCCUGUUGUAUGAAGUUAAUAACGCCACCAUGAUAAGUUAGCAUCUGCUACAUUAGCCUAAUUUAGAUUUGGCUGUUCCCCCUGGUCCUCCCCGAGUGAGGAGAGGAAACAGCGUCCUUUCAAAAUCAGUCGUUAAUCCAUAACUGACCAAUUAGCACACGUUAGCAGAAUGCUAGCUCGAUAUAGGCAAAAUCGCUCUCACUGCUAGCAAAACAAAGCAACAUUUUUAUUAUGUUUAAUUCAAACUGAUAUAUAAACAAUACUAUAUUUGGCAAAAUUAGAAGCACGUGUAAAUAAAUUAUUUAGCUCCAUUCAUCGAGAACUACCUCGCUGCUGCCCUCUAGGGGAAUUGCAGCCAAUAUUGGUACAACGGCAUUAACAGGAAGUUGUCAUGCUGUCCUUAAAUCGGCUCUGGUUUAACCCUCUGAUAAAUGUGUUGAUGUAGUAAGAUGUGAUGAACUUCACACUUAAGCCUUAUUAAGACUGAGAGGGACUUUUUUUCUGCACUAAUUUGAUCCUUAUAGACGUAGCUAAGAAUGUUAAAUGCCCUUUCAUGUACUGGAUACCUCUUUUGUACCAUUUCUGUUGUAUCAUGCUGUUGUUCAGAUUAUCCAUAUAUUUCAAGUCAACUUUGGUUGGAAGCAGUAUCCGCAUUUAUAUUUUUUACAUUUCUAUCCAUACUUGUUUGUUGUUUAGAAAGUUGUUGCAUCCUAGAAAAUCGAGCUACCGAAAUGUGAGGUAGAAGGAGAAUGUGGACCAGUUUAGAAAUAAAUCUGAUUUUUCCCAAA
Molecule: messenger RNA, 4070 nt
Organism: Hippoglossus stenolepis (Pacific halibut)
Lineage: Eukaryota; Metazoa; Chordata; Actinopteri; Pleuronectiformes; Pleuronectidae
Gene: ppm1j
Product: protein phosphatase, Mg2+/Mn2+ dependent, 1J
Exons: 10
Coding region: 198-1706 (502 amino acids)
Biological process (GO): protein dephosphorylation
Molecular function (GO): protein serine/threonine phosphatase activity
Source: RefSeq, a predicted model, not a curated record